GGCUGGCUCUGGCACUGGCUGUUUUGCUGACUGCCUCGCUGUGGACAGAACGAAAGACAGGCGGCAACUAAAGCGGCGGUCGCAAGCGAAAUUUGUUUAAUAUUAAAUACAAAUACAAAUACAAGAUUAACAACAACAACAGCAGCAGUAACGACGACGCUCGACGUACUAGAAACAACUAUAAUAAUAAGAAUAACAUACGUAAAAUAAAAUAAAAAUAACGGCAAAUCAAAAAAGAAACGAAGACGACGAAUAGCGGCGGUAGCGGAGUACACAGGCUAUACGAAACGUUUUUGAAAAACGCCAAAAGUAGCCGUAGGCUAAUCGAUAGACAUACUGAAGAGGCAAAUAGAACGUCCCAUACAAUCUCUAACACAAACACACACAUAUAUAUAUAUAUAUAUAUAUAUAUAUACAUAAACAUACACAUAUACACAGUACAUUAGCGUAUACAAUUCAACAUUAAUCGAUAAACGAUCAACAAGAAGAACAACAACAGAAAAAUGUCGAACGGCAAGGCGACAGCUUCGUUCUUUGAGAACGGAAGCACCACACAGUUUGAAUACUGCUAUGAACUGUAUCCGCAGGUGCUAAAGAUUAAGGCCGAAAAGCGUAGCAAGAAGCCACAAGAGCUAAUCCGUUUAGAUCAAUGGUAUCAAAAUGAACUGCCCGGUUUGAUAAAAGCGCGAGGGAAAGACGCCCAUUUGGUAUACGACGAACUUGUUCAGGCCAUGAAAUGGAAACAAUCAAGGGGCAAAUUUUAUCCACAAUUAUCAUAUUUGGUCAAGGUGAAUACACCACGUGCAGUCAUUCAGGAGACAAAGAAGGCCUUUCGCAAGCUACCGAAUUUGGAGCAGGCGAUCACAGCUUUAUCGAACCUCAAAGGUGUCGGCACCACAAUGGCAUCCGCCUUGCUAACAGCCGCCGCCCCCGAUUCAGCCCCGUUUAUGGCCGAUGAAUGCUUGAUGGCCAUACCAGAGAUCGAGGGCAUAGAUUAUACGACCAAGGAGUACCUCAAUUUUGUGCAGCACAUUCAGGCAACAGUGGAGCGACUUAAUGCGGAGGUCGGUGGCGAUACGCCGCAUUGGUCACCGCAUCGCGUUGAACUGGCGCUCUGGGCGCACUAUGUGGCCAAUGACCUCAGUCCCGAGCUGCUCGAUGAUAUGCCAUCACCAGCGGCAGCAGCUAAUACAAAUGGUAGCCUGAGCAAGGCGAGCAAGGUACUCGAUGGCGAGGACACCAACGAUGGCGUCGCUGUCGAUGUGGAUGAGGAUGAGAGCCUCGGUGCAGGUGGUCGGAAUACGGCAACAGAAUCGGAGACAGAGAAUGAGAAUACCAAUCCGAUAUCGUUGACGCCGCUUGGCAAUUCGAGUGGUGGCGUUGGCGGCGGCAAGAGCAACAAUAACAGCAACAGCAACAAUAACAACAAUAGCAACAACAACAACACUGCCGCCUUGCAGGAUGGCGACUCGAACUUUGUAUCGAAUGAUUCCACCUCACAGGAGCCGAACAUUGAUGACAACACCACACAGACAACGGCCACCACAUCGACAGAAGAUGGUGAGCCGAUGGGCGUGGCAACGCCACUUGCCUCUGACUCGGAAAGCAAUCUCGAGGCGCCGCUCAAGAGUCGAUUGGCAGCGGUUGGAGUUUGUGUUGGCACAGGAGCAGGAGCUGUAACUGGAUCAGGAGCUGGAGCAGCUGUUGCCCAAUCGCACAACAACAGCAAGCAGAUUAAUAACAAUGGACAAAGCGCUGCACAACCAGCAGCAGCGGCAGUUGCAGUAGCAGAACAAUUGGGAGGAGCAGUAGCAGCUGCAGCAGUAGCAGCUACUGCAACAGCAGCCAAUGGUAAUGGCAAUGGCGUUCUCUCGCUUGGUGGUAGUGCGUCGGUUGCGACGAAUCAAGUUGAUGACGAUGAUGAGGAGGAAGAGGAUGAGGAUGAGGAAGAGGACGAGGAGGAUGAUGAUGAUGAGGUGGACGAUGAGCUAGAGGCUGAUGAGAGUAACAGCAACGGCAGCAGCAAUUUGCGGGCCAGCAAGUUGCAGCAUUUAGCUGCAGCUGCAGCUGCGGCGACAGAAGCGACAACGCUAACAGCGCCAUCUAUUGGACAGAAGCGUACGGCGCUGCAUUGCGAAUUGGAGGCAAAUGCUGCUGCAACUGCAACUACGGCGGUGGCUGCUGGUGAGAAAUCGCCCGAGUUAAAAAAGCUGCGUAGCGACUGAGCUGAAUGCAGCGCAGCGCCGCAGCCGUCGCUAAGAAGCACCGUUAGGCCGCGUAUAUCUGGUGGAAAGACAUAUGUAUGUAGUGCAGUUGAGUCGACAUUUGAGAGCAACAUUACCUACACUUUGCCACAACAACAUUCAAGAAAUUUUACUAUUAAGCAAAACUAAUUAUACAUAUAAUAUAUAAUAUAUAUAUACAACAAAGAAAAAGAACACACACAUACAUACACACACAUAUAACAAAAACCAGCACACACACACACAUACACACACAACGAGAACAUAAAAGGAGAUCGAGAAGCAGCACAGCAGCAGCACUUAACACAACAUAGGCUUAACAGGCAAAAAUAUAAAAUGAGAAGAACAAGGAGAAGAUCCCAUAACAGAGAGAACAUAACACACCACACCACACUCACUCACAUUAAAUAGGAACAUAGUGCGGGCGCGUAUUAAAUGAAGUUUAAGUUCAACUCGAGGAUAAAAGCAAGUAAUGUUGGAUUAUGAUAUGAUAUGAUGAUGAUGAUGAUGUUGAUGAUGAUGAUGAUGGUAAUUGAUAUAAAGAGUAAUAGCCAUACGGAGUCCCCAAUUGCAGCAGCGAUUAACAUUAUAUAUGUGAAGUGAAAACGAUAAGCAAAUACAUAGUAACUAUUAAAUCAGAUACAAAUUGAUAUUUUUACACAGUCAAAUGAAACCAACAUUUAAAUAUUAAACGAAAAAACAAAAGAUAAAAAUUUACAAAUGCCGCAGUUGCCCACUACAUACAAGAAACGGAAGAAAAAAACAAUAAUUAUAAUAAAAAGUAAUUUAUAUAAGUAUUUAAAAUUAACAAUAAAUCAAAAAAAACUUGUCGCAUAAAACUCAACACAUCGUCCCCGAUUGAUCGCAGCCUUCCUUGACCCCCACAACACAUACACGCGCCCCAUCUCUCUUUCUCUCGCACCCAACCACCCAUCCAUACACGCUCGCUAAAACUCACCAUCCUUAUGCACAAGCAUACAUCUCCACAUACACAUACACACACCCACACAAACAUAUACAUCCGCAUCCCACUCCAAACAGACGACGCCGCUGUCGACGUCGACUAAGCAAAAACAAAAACAAGAAAAAAAUACAAAAAC
Messenger RNA from Drosophila hydei, 3343 nucleotides. RefSeq names its product protein suppressor 2 of zeste (gene Amun). The transcript is spliced from 3 exons. The record is from RefSeq and is a predicted model, not a curated record. NCBI's taxonomy places the organism in Eukaryota, Metazoa, Arthropoda, Insecta, Diptera, Drosophilidae. The coding region runs from base 504 to 2225 and encodes 573 amino acids.